Molecule: messenger RNA, 2246 nt
Organism: Mya arenaria
Lineage: Eukaryota; Metazoa; Mollusca; Bivalvia; Myida; Myidae
Product: peroxisomal membrane protein 2-like
Exons: 5
Coding region: 97-678 (193 amino acids)
Cellular component (GO): cytoplasm; membrane
Source: RefSeq, a predicted model, not a curated record
CGCGAGAUUCAAGAUGUCUGCGCCCAUGGGAAGUUCCAAUUUCUGAACGCCAAGGGUCAUUUUGUAGAUCCACACAAGCUCUACACGGCUGCAACCAUGAGUUUGAGCAAGGAAAGUAGAGAGAAUUUCUUUGAAAAUUUAUUGAACAAGUAUUUAAAGAGUUUGAAGGAGCGGCCAUUAAUAACGAAGUGUUGCACCAGUGCCACCAUAUCAGCUCUUGGUAACUUCAUAUCGCAGAAGAUCGCCCCACAGAAAGAUGGGAAGGUUGUAUGGAGGAGUGUUGCAGCCUAUGCCACUAUGGCGUUUUGUGUGAGUGCGCCAAUUAUCCACUACUUCUACAUCUUCCUGUCGAAGGUGGCGCCUCCCAAGGACAAGCCGAGUCAAGUGGACAAUAUCAAGCGUCUCCUGAUUGACCGCCUCAUAUUCACCCCGCCUUUCAUCGUCCUCUUCCUCUAUGUUGUCACCAUACUUGAGGGCCAGGGUUCUGCGGAGGCGGUAAAGAAGAUCCGGGAGCAGUUCUGGACGAUCCUGAAGAUGAACUGGAAAGUGUGGACAAUCUUCACGUACAUCAACAUCAACUAUAUACCACAGAGGUACCGAGUGUUGUUCGGCAACACUGUUGGUUUGUUCUGGACAGUGUUUAUUGCCAUCAAGCGGAAGCAGAUGUCCGGAAACUAGGCCGCAUCUUGAAUUCCGCCACUCAUGGUUGCAGCUUGUGUUGUAUAAAUUAACAGUUUCAUAUAUCCCUUAUAUUUACCUUAUAUUGGGAUCCACCCAAUGUGAGUUUAAUUAAGGGUUGUUAUAAGACAUUUGAGUAUGCCCUACUACUGGAAAUAUUGAUACUAACAUAUAUAUCAUAAACCUCUUUUGUGAUAUUUGCUCUGAAUUGAUUCCAAAUUAGUGAGGCCUGUUUUUGAAAUAAGGGUACAUAUAUAAUAAUUAAUAUUAAUUGCAUUGGAACAAGACUUAAGCUUUUGUGCCACUUUUUGGCUGUCAGAAAAUAUUCUAAAGUUUCUGGUGCGUUAUACAGUCUGAUAUCUUGUACCGGGUAUACACUUUGUUGCAAAUUUUUAUAAAGGUAAUAUAUAGCUGUUACUUUUUUAUUUACAUGCACAAUUUACUGUUGCAAAGUAUUAAAGUAAAUAUUUGUACUUGAAUACACAUGUUCACAACAAAAUAUUAUUUUGUAUGUACAAGGAUUGUGAUAUUUUAUUGUACUAAUUGUAUACUUGUCGACUUUUAUUAUACUUAUGAGAGGACUGAUUUUGAUCGUGAUGUUUUAAAAGGUUGUAAGUGAGUAAUGUUAGUUUGUUGGUAACAUUUAAAAAAUUUAAGCUUCAAAUGUUAUGGUUUGUGUUUAUCUGUACUAUAACGAAAUCAUGUCACUGGCAUUGUAUGUGAGAUUCACAAUUUGUUGUUAUAGAGCUAGGUUGUUGAACAUUAUCCAGACAUAUAGUACAUUGUACUUGGUGUAAAUUCUUUAAAGGUCAUGUACAGCACUUGUUCUUAUUGUUGUUCUCCUUCAGUAUAUAUUUGAUAUUUUACAAAGCACAUUUGGCAUGGGUGCCUAUCCUGCAUUUGGCACAUUGACUGUCUGUCCUACAUUUGGAACAGCUGCCUGUCCUAUAGUCAAUUUAGUUGAAAUUGAUCAGGAUAGAAGUAACUAGACAUUUCAAAAUAGAAAUCAGGGAAUCUAUUCAAUAAUAACCAACUUCGAUUUAACUUAAAUACAAGAAUAGAAUCGGAGUGUUUUGAUUGAAAUGUAAAAUUAAUUGGCCAAUUGACUGAAUGGAAUCACUGAGGCAUGUCUAAGGAUAAGAAUGAUAUUGAAUACUAACCCUGGGGACCAUAUAGCAGAACAGUAUGGUAGUUCUGUCUCAACUGAGAACAUUACUUAUAUAUUGUUUGUACUGGAAAAAAAAGGAAAUAGUUUUUGAUUGCUUCUAUUGUUAUUUAUAGUAACUUUGUAUUGAUCAAUAUUCUAUAAAGGGACAAUAAUUGCAUAAUAUCUUUAUAAGAUCUUUAACUACUAUUAUGCUUGAAAUAAUAGAGUCCAAUUUAUUGUUUUGAUUAUUUUUCUCAAGUACACUUUUUAUGCUCUAUGAUUUCUUUUCUAAGAAUAUACUGCAAUAAUGCUUAUGAAUAUAGUACACACGGUAAUGUGAUGUUAAAAGGAGUUAAACAAAUAUGGUUAUUCUAUUUAAUCAAAGCAUGCUAUUCUGUGGAAAUAAAUGAGUUGAAAUAGA